UUACAGCUGACAUCAGAUCUGAGUGUUUGCAUUGGAUUUCAGUGUCAGCCCUGGAGGUGUGGCUUAGCAGGGGCACUGUUUCAGUCCUCUGAUCCAGCCGAGGCAGUUCCCUCCUAGAAGAUACUCACUCCCCUUGGCUGUGCUAUACUGCUUGCAUCUGACUCCUCCCUCCUGCAGCUCAGAGCAGCACAGGGUGAAUCCAGCAGCCUCUCAUUUCUGUUGUUUCUCCCUGAGCUACUAAAGCUUGAACAUACCUGAUGUUCUGCCUUCAUUUCAGCUGAACUCGUGAGUAAGGCACCUUGCUUGAUACCUGUCAAAACUGAAUGGCUCGUUAUUGCCUGAAGAACCUGAAUUAACCAUCUUCCAGUACUUACAGGAUUUUGAAGAAUUGCUUUUUUUUUUUCUUCCUCAGCACCUUUGAUACUUCAUUGUUGCCUGAUUUUUCAAGAGCAUGAGUUGUUCUGGUUAUCAAGGGUGCUUUCACCUGAAUAUUUAUUCAUCAGAUGCCAUGAAAGAGGGUCUAGGAAAAGAAAGAAACUUGUGAAACAAAGAAACUUGAUACGUGGAGCUAACAGUCUUGAUUUCAGCUGGCAAAAACUUGGAGAGUCGGUGAGAAGGCAGAGGAAAAGAUUUGCCAAGGACAAUGUCGGUAAUACCCAGUAAUUUGUCACUUAGUGGGAUGAGCUCCUUCACUGAAAAUCAUAGCAUUAUGGAUAAGCCUCACGAGCAGAGAACUUUGAAUGUUUUUCUAUUCUGCUUGACUUUUAUCAUUGCAUUCACAGCACUUCUGGGCAGCAUUUAUUCACUAGUUUCCCUGCUGAAAAUACAAACCAGAACCACAGUUUCAAUGAUUGUGACCUCUUUGUCAAUAGAUGAUUUGAUCAGCAUUGUGCCAGUGAUUAUUUUCAUGCUCACCCAGUGGUCAAGUGAUGUCCUCCCCCAGCCUCUGUGCACCACCUCAGCUCUUAUAUAUUUAUUCCAGGGCAUUUCUAGCAACCUGAAAGGAUCUCUUAUAGUUUCUUACAACUUUUACACCAUCAGCAAAACUGAGACAAUGAGCUGCAGCACUUCCAAGCAACGAGUGAACAUGGUAUGGGCCAUUCUUACCAUCUGGAUUGUCAGUUUGCUCAUCUGCAUUUUGCCUCUUUGUGGCUGGGGCAAGUACAUCCCUACCUCCUGGGGCUGCUUCACUGACUGUGCCAGUUCCUACAUCUUGUUUUUAUUUAUUGUCUACUCACUGUGCUUUUGCCUUCUCACAGUGCUGUCUGUUCCUCUAACUUACCAGCUGUUGUGCUCCGAUGAGCAGCAGCUAUUAUGUGGGGAUUACCAGGAAGUCUCUGGAGGCUAUAUAACCCCUGGGACACCUGCAGGCUGCAGUACUGCUAUUCCAUCUCUGUCACCAGUGGACCCUGUGGAUAAAACUCUGAGGCAUUUCCAAAACACAUGUCCAGUCUUGGAGGCAGUUUUUAGAAAAGGUGUGGCUGGAAGCAGUGCACUUGAGCACCACUGCAUGAGCAACAUACAGAGCAGAAGCUUCAUGGUGGGCUUUGCCCAGAAACGAUUCUCACUGAUUCUUGCAUUGACAAAAGUCAUCCUCUGGCUUCCAAUGAUGAUACAAAUGGUUGUCCAGCACAUCACUGGUUUCCAGAGCCUUUCGUUUGAGACGCUUAGUUUCCUGCUGACUUUGCUGGCUGCCACAGUCACCCCAAUAUUCACCAUGUCAGAACACUGGAUCCACCUGCCCUGUGGCUGCAUCAUUAACUGCAGGAGGAAUUCUUAUGCAAUGUCUUCAGAAGAAUUCAGAACCAAACGUAGAGGUUUCGAAUUCAACCUGUCAUUCCAGCAAGGUUAUGGAAUCUACAAAAUCUCCCAUGAAAAUCACCACCACCACCACAGUGGGGAUGGUCAGUCUACAUCCUGUCACAACCUGGUGAGUGAUGACACCAAUAACUCUAAAGAACCUGGGAGCAGAAGCACUGACCUCCACCACUGUGGGACAGAAGCAUUCAGCAUCCUGGCCCUGGCGGAAUGCUCCCAGGAUGUCCCACCAGGACCAGUGGCCAGGCAGGAGUCCAGCAAGGAUUGGGGCACCAAACUCCUCCUUCCUGACAAGUGGGGAACCCUUGACAGAGAAGAGGGCAGAAAUACUGAGCAGUCAGCUUUCUCUGAAGGACCAGAAAGGAGGCUGUCGCAGGAGGAAAACCGUAAACCUGAGCUCACAGAUUGGGAAUGGUGCAGGAGUAAAUCAGAAAGGACCCCUCGGCAGCGAUCAGGUGGGGCCUUGGCUGUCCCUUUGUGUGCAUUUCAAGGAACUGUAUCUCUUCAGGCACCCACAGGAAAAACACUGUCUUUAUCCACCUACGAGGCCCAUGUGAAGCUAAUACUUCUCUCAGCAGAACUCCAAGAGCACAUGUCACUUGCAGAGAGUUGCAGGAGUCCCUCUGUCUCACAGCAAGAACACUACUGGGUUUUAUGCCAUAUAUAUUCUGCUAGUAAACUUGUCAUCACUUCUCCUUGGGUGGAUCCUCCUGCUUCAGGUCUGAGAGUUACAACAGAUGUGUGACUCCUUAAGAGAGGAAUCAGGAGCUAUUCAAGGUGGCCAGACUUGGAGACUGAGCUUAGACAUCGACCUAAAGAGAGUGCUCUGGUUACCUAAAGUGGGUCCCAACCUGUAUUACCCUCAGGAGGAGCCUGUCUCUAGUGACUUACAAGGAAACUAGAACUAAGUAUAAAGCCAAGAUAAAAUCAACAAAUACUGUAAUUUGUGUCAAAUUCAGAUAAGCCUAGAUGGAAGCAGUGGAAACAAUGGAGCUGUCAAGUCUUACAUGACAUUUGCAGCAUAUGCUUGAAAUGCCACUGCAUUUUGACUGAAUGCUCUUUUUCUGAGGGUUUGUCAUUCAUUUCAGUUAAACAGAGAUAAAUAUACUCUGAGGACUUUCAGUGGUUUAAUUAAAAUUUACACUGUUUAUUAAGGAAUAGAUUUAAUUUCCAGUGGCACGCAUGACAACAUAACCAUUUAGGUGUCUGCAGUCACACUGUUUUCCAUUUGGUGGGAACAUACAAGAGAAAAUAAGCACAAUCCAAUCAGGAUUCUGUUAUGGGUUAUGAACAGACAGAGCAAAAGGGCCAACUGCUGUGUCUGAUCACACUUGGCAUUUGAUACGGAGGCAUGAAAACAAGCAGAUGACUUGCCUCCUCACUUCACCAAUGUAAGUCAGGCCUGCCAUCACAAUUGGUGGGGCUGUGCUGGUGUGACAGUGAUGUAGCACUAAAGAAAAUCAGGGUCAAAGUCUGCAGGUUGCUAUGAUAGAGAUGGAUCACUCUGCAAGUUGUGGUUUCUGCAUGCUGCCUUUUGAAGGUGAAAAGGGCUCUCAUAUGAAUGCCUCAAGGCUUUUGGUUCCACUAAGAUGCUAUGUUGUGUUUUGGAUUUAACUAGAAUAUAAGGAACAACCAGUGGUAAGUCUAUUGAAUAAAUCUCUAUCCAUACACAUAGAGCAGAGAGACACAUUCUGCUUGCUCUGAAGAUUCUGCUUUCCUUCAUGUUCUGUUGAGGGAAUGCAGAAAGUAUCGUUAUAGCAGCAGACACACUUGAUCCAGAUAAAGGUAGCAAAGUUGUGGCAAAGGAUGCAGUGCAACACAACUUCAGUUUGCUCAGGUGUGAGUUUUCCUUGGGAGUGAUUUCAACUAUGUCAACAAGAUUACAUGCUGAUGUGUUAAUCUCUGAUGGACAUGUUUAUAAAAGGUUAAUAUUUGAAGGCAUUAAAAUUCUGUAUAGCUGUGACACAAAGCUUGGCCUAAUUGUAGAGUGUUGCCUUGCAGCUGUAAUAAAACAUAGAUUUUAUUU
Neopsephotus bourkii (Bourke's parrot) is the source of this 3844-nucleotide messenger RNA. It is a transcript of the gene GPR149, whose product is annotated as G protein-coupled receptor 149. Gene Ontology annotation, molecular function: G protein-coupled receptor activity; neuropeptide binding. Lineage: Eukaryota; Metazoa; Chordata; Aves; Psittaciformes; Psittacidae. The transcript has 5 exons. The record is from RefSeq and is a predicted model, not a curated record. Gene Ontology annotation, biological process: neuropeptide signaling pathway. Gene Ontology annotation, cellular component: membrane; neuron projection. The coding region runs from base 644 to 2563 and encodes 639 amino acids.